This is a messenger RNA of Closterium sp. Naga37s-1, 294 nucleotides long. The record is from the annotation of a GenBank genome assembly. NCBI's taxonomy places the organism in Eukaryota, Viridiplantae, Streptophyta, Zygnematophyceae, Desmidiales, Closteriaceae.
AUGAUCGAAGACGAGUUCCUCGAGAAUUUCGAUUUCAGUGACGUGGUGAACAACGCCAUCGUGGGCGCGGGCGUGCGCAAGCUGCCCACCAACGAGUCCGACGGCGAGCAGUACGAGGACCUCGGCCUCGUGAACGUGCUUGACGGGUACCUCACUAUCGAGGAUAUCAAGGCCGGCGCGAUUCUCAAGAAGAUGCAUGACGACCGGGUUCUGGAGGUGAAGGAGGUGCGUGGGGCGGUCGUGGCGGUGGGGCAGGAGGGGCAGAAGCGGCGGCAGUGGUCGGUGGUGUUAUAG